Messenger RNA from Salarias fasciatus (jewelled blenny), 2018 nucleotides. RefSeq names its product solute carrier family 19 member 1 (gene slc19a1). NCBI's taxonomy places the organism in Eukaryota, Metazoa, Chordata, Actinopteri, Blenniiformes, Blenniidae. Gene Ontology annotation, cellular component: plasma membrane; basolateral plasma membrane; apical plasma membrane. The record is from RefSeq and is a predicted model, not a curated record. Gene Ontology annotation, biological process: folate transmembrane transport. The coding region runs from base 301 to 1884 and encodes 527 amino acids. The transcript is spliced from 6 exons. Gene Ontology annotation, molecular function: folic acid binding; folate:monoatomic anion antiporter activity.
GAUUCCUCGCGCUUACAGACUUCCCGGGGAGCUGAAGCUGUGCAGCUUUGGAUGGAGCUCACGAGGUUAACAAAGACGGCCUGACUCUGCCGCGGGAUAGCUCGCUGUCAGACAAUGUCGCGGCGUGCGGAGGGGCGAAGGUCAACGCUUUCUCUCGCCCGCUAACGAAGGCAUGUGGCAUUUCAACGGCAGCGUCAUCUGACGGACGAGCGGCUCCUUCUCUCUCGGCGCAGAGGAAGCCCUGCAGCGCCUCCCCGCCAGCGCUCCCCAUCGCAGAGCGGCUUCGGACCGGCCGACCCGAUGGCGGCGGACGACACGGUGGGAGGCGAGGACCAGCUGGAGCGCGACAGGAAGACGGACGCGGAGGUUCCUCCGUCCGAGGAUGGGAGCGUGGAGGCGGCUGCUCCCGCUGUGGAGGCUCAGUCCCCCGACGACCCGCCGGAGGAAGUCAAAGACCGAAGCAAGUGGAAAAUGUCCGUGAUAUACCUGUGUGUCUACGGGUUCAUGGCGUCCAUAAAGCCCGGGGAGCCUUUCAUCACACCUCUGCUGCUGAGCGACGACAAGAACUUCACCAUGCAGCAGGUGACGAACGAGAUCACCCCCGUGCUGACCUACUCCUACAUGGCCGUGCUGGUGCCCGCCUUCCUGCUGACGGACCUGCUGCGCUACAAGCCGGUCCUGAUCGUCCAGGGCGUCAGCCAGGCGGUCAUCUGGGUCAUCCUGCUGCGCGGCGACACGCUGCUGCAGAUGCAGUUCAUGGAGUUCUUCUACGGCAUCACCAUGGCCUGCCGCCUGGCCUACUCCUCCUACAUCUUCUCGCUGGUCAACCUGGCGCUCUACCAGCGCGUGGCCAGCUACUCGCGCACCUCCGUCCUCCUGGGGGUCUUCAUGAGCUCGGUGCUGGGCCAGCUGUGCAAGUCGGUGGGGCAGGUGUCCUACUUCACGCUCAACGCCAUCUCGCUGGGCUUCACCAGCUUCGGCCUGCUGCUCUCGCUGUGCCUCCCGUGGCCCAAGCGCUCGCUGUUCUUCAACCGGACCAAGGAGCAGGAGCAGAGCUACCAGGCGGCGCUCGCCAAGUCAGAACUGGACAGAAUGAACCCGAAGGAGGGCGCCCCCGCCCCCGCCUCCGCGUCCGCGUCCUGCUGGAAGGACUCUGUUUUCUUACAGAUGCUGCUGGAGCUGAAAAACGUGGCGAAGAGGCCCAAUCUGAGGCUGUGGUCCCUGUGGUGGAUCUUCAACUCCACGGGAUACUACCUGGUGCUGUUCUAUGUCCACAUCCUGUGGAGCAAGGUGCAGAAGGACCAGAAGGUCUACAACGGCGCCGUGGAGGCCGCGUCCACGCUACUCAGCGCCAUGACGUCCUUCACGGCGGGCUACGUGAAGAUCAAGUGGAACGUGUGGUCGGAGCUGGUGAUCGGCGUGAUCACGGCGGCGCAGGCGGGCCUGCUCCUCCUCAUGCAAACCACCAACAACGUCUGGGUGUGCUACGUGGCCUACGUCCUCUUCAGGGGCUUCUACCAGUUCCUGGUGCCCAUCGCCACCUUCCAGAUCGCCUCGUCGCUCACCAAGGAGCUGUGCGCGCUGGUGUUCGGCAUCAACACCUUCCUGGGGACGGUGCUGAAGAGCAUCAUCAACCUGAUCUUCUCGGACAAGAGGGGGCUGGGCUUGGACGUGCACGAUCAGUUCCUGGUCUACUUCUUCUACUUAACCAUUCUCACCCUCACCUACUUCACCUGCGCCGCCGUCGUCAUUUUCCGCCACUUCAGACGCCAGAGCGACGCAGGAGGAGGCGGCGGCGAGCAGGCCACACCCACGGAGCUGCUGCCGGUGCCGCUGGAUUCGGAGGAGCAGCCUCUGUCCAACGGGAACAGCGUCAAAGCGUGAAAGCGAGACGCCUGUCGGAGGAGGAGGAAGACGGGAAGUGCCUCACCCGCUGCGCUGCAGCGCUCAGACGAACUGGAAGUCUGGUUGGACAGAAACAUCCAGGGACCCUGAACAUCGCCGCCGCCGCCGCCGGC